This is a messenger RNA of Branchiostoma belcheri (Belcher's lancelet), 2055 nucleotides long. Its product is annotated as keratin, type II cytoskeletal cochleal-like. Bases 1 to 1284 code for a protein of 427 amino acids. The transcript is spliced from 13 exons. Gene Ontology annotation, molecular function: structural molecule activity. The record is from RefSeq and is a predicted model, not a curated record. NCBI's taxonomy places the organism in Eukaryota, Metazoa, Chordata, Leptocardii, Amphioxiformes, Branchiostomatidae.
AUGGGGUACGAAGAUGAGGUGGGAACUCGUGAGGGUCUGGAAGAAGAGAUCAAGAAGAUCAGAGCGGACUUUGAUGAGGCCUCCUUGACCCGGGUUGACCUUGAGGCUCGUCUAGACAGCAUCAAGUCAGAGAUCGAGUUCUUGAAGGAAGUGUACGCUGCUGAACUCGAGGCCAUGAACGCCCAGAUCCUGGACUCCACCAUGAUCGAGCUGGAGCCGACCAGUGCCCCGGAUGUUGACCUUGACUCCUGCCUGGCAGAGGUCAAGGCUCAGUACGAGCAGCUCACGCGCAUGAGCAAGGCGGAAGCAGAGAGCUGGUAUGCGACCAAGUUUGAGGACUUGCAGAGGAGCUCCGGGAAGAACAGCAACGACCUCGCAGACGCGCGCGCGGAGCUGUCCAGGUACCAGAACCAGAUCGCCAGGCUACAGUCUGAGAUCGAACAGAUGAAGAACAGGAACCGCCAACUGGAAGAGCAGCUGAAGAACGUUGAAGAGGGCGGAGCGAAGAAGCUUGCCGACAAGCAGAAGGAGAUUGAUGAGCUGGAGGCCGAGCUGCAGCGUCUGCGCGGUGAGAUCAGCAAGCAGAUGCGGGAGUACCAGGAACUGCACAACGUCAAGAUGGCGCUGGACGUGGAGAUCGCCGCCUACAGGAAGCUGCUGGAGAACGAGGAGGACAGGCUGGGUCACUUUGACUUUUCAAGCAUGAGUUCCUCCCUGAGCAUCGGCGGCGGCGGUGGUGGUGGCAUGUCCCAGACCAAGAGCAUGAGUCAGACUGUCAGCAGCAGCGCUGCAGGCGGUGGUGCCGGUGGUGCCUCCUCCGGCUACGGUGACAUGCAUGCUGGGAGUGAAGUCACACUGACCAUCGAGAGCCAGGACAUCAUGGGCAUCCUGGCGGGAAAGAGCUUCUAUCUCAUCUACCGCAAGGAUGAUCUGGUCCUGCAGGCGGCUGGCGGCAAGGGCUCCGAGAUCAACGUGGCCAAGAGGUCCUACCCCGAGAAGAAGGAGCAGCUGUGGUCUUUCAGCCGCGACAGGAUCAUCAACGAGGCCAACAACCUGGCCCUGGAGGUGAAGGGAGACAAGGUGAUCGUUGCUGACCAGGCCUCAGGCGGAAACAAGGCCCAGGAGUGGGACAUUAAGGGAGAUGGAUUCAUUGGCUCCAAGUCAAGCAGCAAGGUCCUGGACGUGAAGUCGAAAUCUAAGGUGGUGCUGAACAACAGGCACGACGAUGCUGUGUGGGACCUGGAGAUUCACGGUCUUGCCUCCGCCGAGACCCUCCGGUACUGAGACACAACGAGUGGUGACGAUGCCAACAACAAAAAGCGAGGAUGAUUCCAACACUAAGUCCUGCAAAGCCUUAAGAAAAAGAAUUUCAUUCAGUGGCAGGGAAGAUGCCGCCUUAAGAGAAAAGUAGAUCUCCAAAAACACUCGCAUUCUAUCUUUUAAUCCAUUUAUUUUCUAUGCUCAUUCGGUGUCUACUUUCAAAAAGGUGAUCGGCAAAGCUUUUAUUGUCUAAAAUCUAUUGUAAGGCAAAGAUUAAUAAAUAUAUUAUGCAAAUUAGCUACAGAACUUAACAAGUUACACGAAUGCAUAGAUUCUUUCAACGGCUUUGUCUGUCUUAAGUUUCGACUCUAGCAGUUGAUACAAAACUACCAAAAAAAAAGAGGACCAUAGUCGGUGACAGUGUAUUUGAUUACUCUUUCAAGACACUAUUUUGUAACGCCCACAAGGCUUUUGACUCGCUGAUUUGAAUGCAAUGCUUCUAUGCACCGAAGUAACUUACUGAUGCAAUGUAACGCUCCUUGGUACCACAAUUAGCACAGCUAUUUUAACUGUAAGAAAGGCGUAUGAAUCGGUUUGGUACCUUGUGUAGGAUUUAAUAACAUGAUGAUGUUUAAGAUGUAUGGUAAUGUUUACGAUGUGUUUUAUGUAUGGGGCGGCUUUGGUGUAAGACUACUAGAAUGUAAUAGCUGUUUGACUUGUUGCUGUAUGAAGCUCUAACGGGAAAAAGGAUUUCGCAUCGGGUGCUCAUUCAAUAAAGGCAACACUUUCUACAGA